AGUAGAGGUGGCCAGUGAGUGUGGCAGCCCCGGGAGGGCAACAGUGUGUAUGUAUGAGUGAGUGUGAACGCGUGAAUGUGUGUGUGUUCUGCGCGGGACCAGUUAGCAAAAGAUGAACAAAAACCACCGAGCGCCGAGUAACCGGAGUCUGAACGCCGUGGAGGUGAAGAGCAAGUUUGGAGCAGAGUUCCGACGCUUUUCUCUGGAUCGCUCCAAGCCGGGCCGCUUCGAAGAGUUCUACGGCCUCCUGCAGCAUGUGCACCGCAUUCCCAACGUGGACCUCCUAGUGGGUUACGCCGACGUCCACGGUGACCUGCUGCCAAUCAACAAUGACGACAAUUACCACAAGGCCAUCUCCACAGCGGCACCUUUGCUCCGCCUCUUUCUGCAGAGAAAAGAGGAGGCAGACUACUCAGCAUUCUGCACAGACACACUGACCCGUAAGAAGACUCCCCUUUCCUCGGUUCUCCUACGUCCCGAUGCAGGCCGGAAAAAACCGGCAGUGGUCAUAAGCCUGCCCCGCGACUUCCGUCCGGUCUCCUCGAUCAUCGACGUGGACGUACUACCCGAGACACACCGGCGUGUGCGGCUGUACAAGCACGGACAGGAAAAGCCGCUAGGUUUCUACAUCCGCGACGGCUCGAGCGUGCGGGUCACGUCGCACGGCCUGGAGAAAGCGCCGGGUAUCUUCAUCUCGCGCUUGGUACCCGGCGGCUUGGCGGAAAGCACGGGCCUGCUGGCCGUCAACGACGAGGUGCUCGAGGUGAACGGCAUCGAGGUGAGCGGCAAGUCUCUGGACCAGGUCACGGACAUGAUGGUCGCCAACAGCCACAACCUCAUCAUUACGGUAAAGCCGGCUAACCAGCGCAACAAUGUGGUGCGCCACCAUAACAACGGCGGAGCAGCAUCAGGCAGCUCGGGACGGUCCUCGGACAGCGGAGCCAGCUAUUACGGCUACGCGACACCCGGAGCUGUGGUGUCCGCUCCGGCACCGAUCAUCCAGAACUUUGGGCCGGAUGAAAUCGAGAGCGACGAGGACGACGAGGACAUGGUGAUCGAGACCGGUGGGGAUACCAGCCUCAUACCAGGGUCGCUAGCUUCGGCCAGUUUUAGCAUGCCCUCUCUGCCCAGGUACGAGCCCCAUUUUGACCUGCGGCCCUCCAACGGUGCCAUAAUGAGCAGCUCCAGUAUGGGUUCGCUAAAGGGCAUGGAGAGACAGAGCUUAGAGGAGGAUGGAACAGUGAUAACGCUGUAGCAGCAGAACAUAAACUGCACACACACACUUACACUGUGCACACACUACAGAUACUGUAUACAUGCAGUAUGCAGCAGUUUAUUGAGAGGCGUCUACAGGAAAUCUGACAUAUGCUAUAUGCAUACACGCCAACGCUAUCAUGUGCCAUAGGACGAAAAAGGCCUUUCUUCAUUAGAUUACCAAGUCAUAUCUCAAACAGGAGCAACCUGAAGAAUUGUCUCUACUACAUCAUACAUACAGCACUUACUCCAGAAGGAUGGCACACACUUUAAUUCCUUCAUGACUGGGAGCAUAAUAAUAAUAAUAAUCAUCAGUCGGAUAAUAAUUACUUAAAAAUAGUGAAUGAUUGCACAAGUUUGCAGACUCUUCCCGCCUGUGAACUACAGAGAAGACUUCUGGGGCACAAAAUCAGUGAUGACAAUCUGCUGUUCAUAUAGGAGGACUGUUGAAGCCUUUUUUUUUUUACUGUACACCACUAGUUCAGCUGGUGUUUGAUUCCUGAUCACUUUUUUAACCAUCUUUUU
Messenger RNA from Trichomycterus rosablanca, 1779 nucleotides. RefSeq names its product par-6 partitioning defective 6 homolog beta (C. elegans) (gene pard6b). Gene Ontology annotation, cellular component: apical plasma membrane; nucleus; cell cortex. NCBI's taxonomy places the organism in Eukaryota, Metazoa, Chordata, Actinopteri, Siluriformes, Trichomycteridae. Gene Ontology annotation, molecular function: protein binding. Gene Ontology annotation, biological process: centrosome cycle; regulation of cellular localization; establishment or maintenance of cell polarity. The record is from RefSeq and is a predicted model, not a curated record. Bases 113 to 1255 code for a protein of 380 amino acids. The transcript is spliced from 3 exons.